Messenger RNA from Lytechinus pictus (painted urchin), 3506 nucleotides. RefSeq lists its product as uncharacterized. The transcript has 8 exons. Gene Ontology annotation, molecular function: DNA endonuclease activity; protein binding. Lineage: Eukaryota; Metazoa; Echinodermata; Echinoidea; Temnopleuroida; Toxopneustidae. Gene Ontology annotation, biological process: double-strand break repair via homologous recombination; resolution of meiotic recombination intermediates. Gene Ontology annotation, cellular component: cytoplasm; nucleoplasm. The record is from RefSeq and is a predicted model, not a curated record. Bases 755 to 3040 code for a protein of 761 amino acids.
AUUCUCUCAAGAACCACAUUCGCUUGAGGACCAGAAACUCUCACAACUGCUACUCCACAUUUUCCAUGUCCACUAGCUAAGGCAAAAAUCGUUCUUUGAUUUUCAAGACAUGAAGAAAGAGAAGACGCAUAUUUGUUAUCUUGGAAGUUGUCAGCACUUAUAUUUUUCAGUUUGUGUAAAAUAUGCUGCCUGGAUACCGUGUAAGUCCGUUUGAAAUAACAGCAAAGUCUUUGAUGAUGAGAUCGAGAUACAGCGAUGGACUUCCACCAAGGAGCGAUUAGCGCUACCUCGUUAAAACGAAGCCGACGGAGUGGGCGAAGAAUGGCUACAGCGAUUCGAUCAAUAUAAUGCGGCAUUUUGAUCUACACUAUACGCUGAUUCGGUGAUGAAAACAAGCUCUCAUGAUAUUGAAUAUGAUAGCGCUGAUACGAUUCAUCUACCACUUGUAAUCAAUGGCCAAAAAUUCAUUCAUCCGGUUUUGUUUCUGCAGUAACUUAAUUUGUUUAUCGUUGCAGACUAACUUAGUUGCAGACCACACUGCGUGCUUGUCGUAUUAAAAAAGAACAAAGAGCGUUAUUACAGAGAUUGGUAUUCUCCCGAAUCCGCAUCCACACGGCGCUCAUCUCAUUUGCUACGCAGCUCCAUGUCGAUAUGUCUCCUCUUUUUGAUAAGGUCUAUGUAGAUCGGAACCCCGGGAAUCUCAAAAUGACAGCCAGUUAUUUAUACCGGUAAUGGAUUCAGAAGAUAACGGGCAAUGGCUGCCUCAAAACUCAUGAAGUCAAGUCGAUUGGUACAAGCUAUUAACGAUGAACACCUCAGCCGGGCAGCAACGUUGCUAAAAGAAGGAGCAUGUCCAAAUCUGCUUCUUCCAGCCGAGGGUGUGACUCCUUUUCAUCUUGCAGUUGGCUGUGAUUCUCGCCAUGCUCUAGAGCUUACCACUCUCUUCCUUCAACACAAUGCAGACCCUAAUGUCAGAUCGACAGAGGGGCUCACACCUGUCCAUGUAGCUGCUUCAUGGGGGAGGUUUCAAGCCCUGGAACUCCUGCUGUGGAACGGGGGUGACCCAUCAAUAGAAGAUGAGGAGGGGAAUACAGCCAAGAACAUGGCUGAGAGUAGUAACCACUGGGACUGCAUCAAUCUUCUGGAUAUGUGGAUAGAUGGUCAAUAUAGCGACCCAGAAGGAGAAGAUGAUGUCGGGAGUAUUCCACUUGCUUCUCGGGAACAAAGCAAUCAUGAUAUAUGUGGUUCUCCAGGUUAUCUGUCCGAUCAUGAGAUGCUGAGUAACCCAUCACCUGACAAAGAUGGCCACCUCUACAAUUACAAUGCUGGUUACAGCUGGAGUCCGGGCUCUGCAACCAGCUCAACUUUGAGUUCUACAGAUAAUGAGUCCCUUUUUCAAGGUUUAGAAGAGGAGGAUGACACUGACCAUGAUCUAGAUGACUAUGAGAUAUCAUUCCCAAAGCACCACCUAACAACUCACACACCAUGUCAUGAUCGUCCAGAGAGCGUGCAGUCAUCAUAUGGAGAGACUUCCUUAAAUCGGGCAUUGCUCUCCAUGAACCUUGACAACUACAGUUCGUCAUCAAGCUCAUCCAACAGGUCUUCAUCAUCGUCUGUAGUAUCUCCAUCUUUGUGUCAGACCAGUCAAAGUCAGAGUGAGGUACAUUCUGAAGGAGAGGGCGCCCUAUCAGCCGAUGAACACACAUUGACUGGCUUUGGAUUAGAUGUGACCUCUCCAGAUCACACUGUUAUUUUCACAAAGGCUACUGAUAAAGACAGGAGGAGGACAGUAUUCUGUCCUCUUAAAUAUCCAAGCAUAGAUUUUGAAGAGCAGGGGGCCUUGAGUUCACCAGAGUCUGCAGUGGUCAGCAGUGUGAGCGAAAAGGGACAAGAAGAUGCAUCUAUUUCUUCAUAUUAUACAGCUGAAACUGAAGUAAACGAAAGGAAGCAAUCACUUCCUGAGGCUUGUGAGGCAUCUCCAUCAUCUUCUUCAACAUCCAGUAGUGCUCUCUCCUCUCCCAGCUCCGGCGUGUCUUCAAGAUCUGUGUACUAUAACAGAAGAUCAGGCACUUCUCUGAUUGAAGAACACUUCCUUCCUGCCUCUGGAAGUGAGCCAUCUCUGCUCAACUUUAGCUUCGCUCCUGCAGAUGACACCAUUAUCUAUGAUUGGGCUUCUUUCAAAUCAGACUCUGUUGAGGAUGACGCGCCUCAAAGGUUGGAGAUUCCGCCAGAACUUGCCAAGCUUACAAACACUGAACUGAAGGCUAAACUUCAUGAUCAUGGUGAGGAUGUUGGACCAGUUACAGCGACUACAAGAUCAGUGUACCUCAAUUUCCUUGUGAGGUUAAUGCAGGAUGGUGGUUGUACAACCAAGAGAUUGAAACAGAAGCAAGAUAUGGCCAAUAAUAAUUUUCAGUAUGAAUUGGCUGAGGUACUGAGUGAAACCAAACCCUUACCAGAGAGUAAUGACCUUGAAAAGCAGAUGGUAGAACAGUUUCAAGAACCUGAUCCAAAGAGAAAAUGGAGAGAGGGCAAAUUGAAGUCUUCCUUUAAUUACCUUCUCCUAGACCCACGUGUAACCAGGGACCUUCCUAGCCGGUAUCCCAAACUCACACAGCUGGAGACAUUCAGGACCUUUGUAUCAGCCAUAUUCUAUGUGGGCAAGGGUAAAAGGUCACGACCUUAUGCACAUUUUGAAGAAGCUCUCGAUCAUCUUAAGAAGAAGAUGACUAAAAAGCCUGGUUCUAAAGUUCUACAUAUCUUAGAUGUAUGGUCUGGCGGAAUGGGUGUGGUUUCAUUACAUUGUUUCCAGAAUGUUAUACCAGUGGAAGCCUAUACCAGAGAAGCUUGUAUGAUUGAUGCACUAGGUCUUUCCCGCCUGACCAACGCCAAGAGGGGAGAUUACUAUGGAGUGGCUCACAGCUGGUCCGGGGCAAAGAAACGAAAGAUUGGAGUACAUCUUCUUCACAAAGCUUGUCAGAUCUUCUUAAUGGAAGGUGAGAGGCAGAUUAGGAGUGGUGAUAUUACCUCGGGCCAGUGACUGAUUAGGGUCUAUUUUUGCUUGGUCUACAAACAGUUGGUCUACAUUUGGGUAGUAUAAUACAAAAUGAGCUUAAACAUAUUUGUUCCAACUGCCAUUUGGCCUUAACUAAACUUGGUGAAAUACCCACUUGUCUAAUUCUCAUUUAGUCAAUUGCCCAGUUCAUCUAAUUUACACUUCAUAUACUAAUUAUUUUUUGCUUUGUAAAAUGAAAAAAAGAAGAUCCAUAAACAGUUCAUCUGACCAUGUAGACUAUUAGACAAAGUGGAUAUUAGAUGAAAUGGGUAUAGUCUAACUGGAAAUAAUAUACAAAUAUACCAGGCUUUGAGUAAGUAUAGCUGGAAUUAUUCAUCCGAGGUUGGACUGGCAUUACUAUUUUUCCAACAGGGAGGAGCCCUGAGGGAAAAAUAGUAAUUUUGCCAGUACAACUGAGGAUUAAUAAUUCCCUCUAUACUUCCAAAUAAAG